Messenger RNA from Tripterygium wilfordii, 1509 nucleotides. RefSeq names its product aspartic proteinase CDR1-like. The coding region runs from base 1 to 1509 and encodes 502 amino acids. Lineage: Eukaryota; Viridiplantae; Streptophyta; Magnoliopsida; Celastrales; Celastraceae. Gene Ontology annotation, biological process: proteolysis. The transcript has 3 exons. Gene Ontology annotation, molecular function: aspartic-type endopeptidase activity. Gene Ontology annotation, cellular component: extracellular region. The record is from RefSeq and is a predicted model, not a curated record.
AUGAGAGAAGAAGAUGAAAGGAUAGAAGGGGAUGAAAAAUGCGUUCAAGAUAUGGAGUUUGUUGCUAAAGAUGCGAUCGUUCAAGGAAAGGAUGUGGGUGUUUUGGCCAAGAAGGAAAGGGCGAAGAAGCGAGCCUGUGAACCGGAGAAAAGGGCGGUAAAGGCCAAUCAACGAGAAGAGUCGGUUGAAGCUACUCUUGCUUUGACCGCCACCACGGUGGCGUUGGAGAUGGAAGGUUUGAAGAAAAGUCUUGAGGAGGCUAAGGUGGGUGAAGAAGAAGCAAAGCUGAGACAAGAAAAUGAUUUUAGCAUUCAACUUAUUCAUCGUAAUUCGCCAGAAUCCCCAUUUUAUAACAGUUCUGCCACUUCAUCAGAACUCAUUGAAGAUGCUAUUUUGCGUUCUCUUGAUAGAGCCAACUUCUUCCAUUCGUUUGUGCAUAUCAAAGAGAAAACAAUUGUGCCAACUGUACUUCGAAAUGGUGGUGACUAUCUUAUGAGAAUUUAUGUUGGCUCUGAACAAGUUGAAGUCCUUGCUAUUGCAGACACAGGCAGUGAUCUUAUAUGGAUAAGAUGUCAACCCCUUGAUAAGAUGGCGUUGUUUAUUCCACACAAAUCCACUACUUAUAAACCCAUUUCUCAUGAUGCAUCACUCUGUAGGUACGUGCCCAAAUGGAUGAACUCGCCCCAUUGCUUGUACAAUUAUACUUACCUGGAUGGUUCAUUUUCAUUAGGAGUGUUGAGCAAUGAAACUUUCUACUUAAAUGAUACUACUACCAAUGGUAGAGCUAAUUCUUUUCCUCGAUUAGUGUUUGGAUGUGGUCACAAAAAUCACUUGCCUUUUAAGAGUACAAAUGCUCAAGGUAUCGUUGGCCUUGGUGGUGGGUUAUUGUCAUUAGUUUCUCAAUUAAAAUCUCAAAAUAUUGAAGAAAGAUUCUCCUACUGCUUGCUUGCCUGGCAAAAACUAGUUAGUAAUAAGAUUAAAUUUGGAGCGGGAGCAAAGAUCACUGGGCCGGGAAUUGUUUCAUCUAAACUUGUAAGCAAAGAUCCUUCUACCUUCUACUUUCUCAGUCUUAAAAGUAUUAGCAUUGGAAAUAAUGAAACAAGAAUGAGUCAAAUCCCAGGUAAUAUCUUCAUAGAUUCUGGAACACCUCUUACUAUGUUGCAUUCAAGCCUUUACAAUGAUUUAGAAGUCAUCGUCAAAGAAGUUAUUGGCGUAGACCCAAUAUCAAAUCCACCCCGAAAAUUAAAAUUGUGCUAUGAACCACGUUCCAUUAAAGAUGUUUCUUUUCCAGAAAUGAUUUUUCAUUUUGAUGGUGCAGACCUUCGGUUAUUACCUAUAAACACAUUUAUGGAAUAUAAAGGUUUACAAUGUAUGCUGAUAAUCCCAGAUGAUAACAUUUCGAUUUUCGGAAGUAUGGCACAAGUGAAUUUCCAAAUAGAGUUUGAUCUCAAGAAAAAGGAAGUUUUAUUUGCUCCAGCGGAUUGCACCAUGUUUGGGCUGAGAGACUAG